Molecule: messenger RNA, 1620 nt
Organism: Cuscuta campestris
Lineage: Eukaryota; Viridiplantae; Streptophyta; Magnoliopsida; Solanales; Convolvulaceae
Source: the annotation of a GenBank genome assembly
GUAGGGCAAGAUGCAAAGCACAACUAUAGUUAAGUAAAAUAUGGAUCUUGGCCUGCUAGGGUAUUCUUCAAAUAGAGACCUCAAGUCAAUAGGUUCCGUACCUGAGGGUAAUUGACAUGUUAAAAAUAGUGGGAGAGUAUUUAAUAAAGACCUAUUAGAUACUUAAUUCAUGAUAAUAACUAUCUUCGCAAAAUUCUGUAUAUGGCAAACAACAACACAAACAACCUCGCCCUACGUUCCAUUCUAGAUAAAGAAAAAUCGAACGGAACAAACUUUGUUGACUGGCAACGCAAUCUCUCCAUUGUUCUCCGCAUAGAUGAGAAAGAGUAUGUGCUCGAAAAGCCCAUUCCUCCUACCCCUCCCGCUAAUGCCCCGAACGCGGUUAAAGAUGCCUACGAGAAGCACGUUAAGGAUGACAACCAGGUUAGCUGUGUCAUGCUGGCAACCAUGAUAACCGAGCUGCAAAAACAGCACGAGGACAUGAAGCCCCACGAGAUGAUCGUGGCCUUGCGGCAGCUAUACCAGGGGCAAUCCAGGCAUGAACAUUUUCUUGUGAGUAAGGCUCUCUUUAGUUGCAAGCUCUCUUCAGGAAACCCGAUUGGCCAGCACGUUCUCAAAAUGAUUGGUUACAUAACCAAUCUAGAGAAACUGGGGUUCUCCUUGCAGAAGGAGCUGGCAACGGACUUGAUCCUGCAGCCGCUCCCUGAGCUGUAUAAGGGUUUUGUCAUGAACUACAUGAUGCAUGAUCUUGAAAAACCAAUUCCGGAGCUUCUUAAAAUGCUCCAGACUGCAGAGGAGAACCUUACUAAGGGCAAGGGUGCUUCCGUCCUUAUGUCCUUUGAAAUGUUCAAAGAAUUCAGGAAUGAAGUUGAAAAACAACUUGGCAAAAGUGUUAAAACACUACGAUCCGAUCGAGGUGGAGAAUACUUAAGUGGUGAGUUCGAUGACUAUCUUAGAGAGCAUGGGAUUUUAUCCCAACUCACACCUCUUGGGACUCCACAACGGAAUGGCGUCUCUGAAAGGAGGAACCGAACCCUGCUUGACAUGGUUCAUUCUAUGAUGGGUCAUUCGACUCUACUAGAAUCAUUCUGGGGGUAUGCGCUGAGCACUGCAAUAUAUACUCUUAACCGAGUUCCAACCAAGGCGGUUGAAGGAACACCAUACCAGGAACACCAUACCAAGUCUGAUAAGUGUUUCUUCGUGGGAUACCCAAAGGAAACUCGAGGGUAUUCAUUCUAUCACCCUAUCGAUAAGAAGGUAUUCGUUGCUCGCAAUGGUGUCUUCCUCGAGAAGGAAUUUCUCUCCAACGCAACUAGUGGGAGAAAGAUAGAGCUCGAAGAAAUUCGAGACGACGAAGAAACUACCGCGCCGGUUCAGGAACAUGAGCUAGAGGAACAAACUGUUGUACCUCAAAAUGCUCAAGAUACACAAGAACCCCGUAGGUCUAACUGGUUACGCACACAACCUGAAAGGUAUGGAUUCCUCCUAACCUUUGAGGGUGACGUAAUGCUUAUCAACCAGGAUGAGCCGGAGACCUACCUCGAGGCAAUCAGUUGUCCUGAGGCUGAGGAAUGGCGUCAAGCCAUGUAGUCCGAAAUGGAUUCCAUGUACACCAACCAA